AAUUGUUAAUAAGGUGUAUUUUUAAAUAUACCAAAGUGUAACUAAUAAGGUUCAGAUGCAAUCUGAAUCUAAAUAACUUGACCAAAGUUUGACAAAAGUAAAUGAGUAGCCUUUAAAUUCAACAAUUAGCGAGAGUUAUUUGGCAAAGGAGAUGAACAAAAGGUUUAUGCCUUUGUAGUUUGUGAGUUUUAAAAGAAAUGUGUUAAAAUUUGCAUUCGAAUUGGACAACAUAUACUACAGGAAAACACCAUAAAGUUGCAGUUCAUCACUUAGACAUGUCGAAAAUGUCAAGUGACAAGGCUUUAGCAUCAGACGAAGCAAAUCAUCCAUUGUUGGAAGAUCAUAUAAAUGGACAAGAAAGAGAGCAUUUAGUGAGAAGGGUUUGGAUUGAAUCUAAGAAGCUUUGGAUCAUAUGUGGCCCUGCAAUUUUCAAUCGUGUUGCCAAUUUUUCUAUGUUUGUUAUCACUCAAGCAUUUGCUGGCCACCUAGGUGACCUUGAGUUAGCUGCUACCUCCAUUGCCAUUAAUGUUAUUUUGGGGCUUGACUUUGGCAUUUUGUUGGGAAUGUCAAGCGCUUUAGACACUCUAUGUGGACAAGCUUUUGGCGCCAAGAAGUACUCCAUGUUAGGCAUUUACUUGCAACGUUCAUGGUUGGUUCUUUUCAUCACUGGGGUUGUGAUUUUGCCUUUAUUCCUCUUUGUGACACCUAUCUUGAAGUUCAUUGGACAAUCUCCAGAGAUAGCCGAGCUAACUGGGGUGAUUUCUUUGUGGCUGAUACCAACUCACUUGGCUUAUAUAAUUUAUUUACCUUUACACUUUUUCUUGCAAAGCCAACUCAAAAAUAAUGUCAUUGCCUUGGUGUCACUCUUGGGUUUAUUGCUGCAUGCAUUCCUUUGUUGGUUGGUUGUGACCAAGUUUCAUGUUGGAGUGAUUGCCCUUGUUGCAUUUGGAAACUUUGCUUGGUUGGUUUUGGUGUUAGGUUAUUUUGGUUAUGUUAUUUACGGUGGUUGUACCUUAACAUGGACUGGUUUCUCCAUGGAAGCAUUCUCUGGUCUCUGGGAGUUUGCUAAACUUUCUACAUCUUCUGGGAUUAUGACAUGCUUAGAAGUAUGGUAUGAUAAAGCACUCAUGUUGAUGACCGGGAAUUUACAAAAUGCAAAGACUUCUAUUGAGGCUUUAACCAUUUGCUUGACCAUAAAUAUAUGGGAAUUGAUGUUUCCUCUGUCAUUCUUUGCUGCAACUGGAGUAAGAGUUGCAAAUGAACUUGGAGCUGGUAAUGGAAAAGGAGCUAAGUUUGCUGCCAUAGUAUCGGUGGUGACAUCAAUUAUAUUGAGUAUUUUCUUUUGGUUGUUGAUUAUGAUAUUUCGUGAUCAACUUGCCUAUAUAUUUUCUUCGAGUGAAGUUGUGAUUAAAGAAGUAAAUAAACUUUCACCCUUCUUAGGCGUCACAAUUCUACUUAACAGUGUUCAACCAGUCUUAUCAGGGGUGGCUGUGGGAUCUGGGUGGCAGCAAUAUGUGGCAUUCAUAAACUUGGGUAGCUAUUAUCUUAUUGGAUUGCCACUUGGAUAUUUGUUGGGUUUCGUCUUUGAUUUAGGAGUUCAGGGAGUUUGGGCUGGGCUAAUUUUUGGUGGGCCUGCAAUUCAGACUUUGAUUCUUGCUUGGAUUACCGCACGAUGUGACUGGGACAGAGAGGCUGAAAGAGCAAGGUUGCAUUUGAGUAAAUGGGAAGACCCAAGAAAGAACUAGUCAAAAGAGCUAUUUGGAUAUGAGCUUAAAAGUGCUUUUGAGAUCUCUAUUGAAAAUACUUUUUAUAUAAUCAACAUUGGGGCCUGAGAUGGGCAAAUUUGUCCUAAAAUUGAUUGAACUAAAACAGCUUAUUAUAAUAAUAUCAU
Messenger RNA from Cajanus cajan (pigeon pea), 1891 nucleotides. NCBI's taxonomy places the organism in Eukaryota, Viridiplantae, Streptophyta, Magnoliopsida, Fabales, Fabaceae. The record is from RefSeq and is a predicted model, not a curated record.